AAGAUUGAUUCAGCCUCAAUAUUCUUUAUGGUAUCAGAGCCUUCUCUUAGCACCAAAUUAAUUCCAAAACCCUAGGUUUCUUAUUCUGCUGUGCCUCUGCGUCAAUGGAUGAGUCUUCGUCUUCUUCCUCUUUGUCUCCUUCCUCUACUUCUCCUAUUCCCACUGGUCUUCCGUUUCUUUCUACAAUUUUUGCCCCUUCCUCUCCUGUUGUGUCUGUCACGCCGUCAAUCCCUAUUCCUCCUUUUCCUCUUACUUCUUCCUCUUUACCCACAACCCUUGCCUCCUCUGUUUUCUCUCAUCCCGUUUUCUCCGUCACCAAUAUUCGGAAUUAUGUGGCAGAAACUCUUGAUCACACUAAUUUUUUUGUGUGGAAGGAAUUGAUGAUUCCUGUAUUGAAAAGCAAAGGCGUUUAUGGUCAUGUUGAUGGUUCCGAUUUGUGUCCCUCCCCUAACAGUCCGGCUUUUGAUUCCUGGAUGCAGGUUGAUUAUCAGGUUCUGUCUUGGAUUCAGGCCACUAUAUCAAAAGACAUUCUUCAAUUUAUUCUUCAACCCGGUAAGCAGCUCACAGCCAAAUUAGCUUGGGAAUCCAUUCAUCAGUUGUACCAAAGCCAACUUAGUGCUACUGCACUUCAAUUAACUCAAGAAUUCAGUGGUAUUCAGAAGCAGUCUGGCCAGAGUGUUAUGGACUAUUUGCAGUAUGUCAAGGGGUUAUCUGAUCGGCUUUUAGGAAUUGGUCAUCCAGUAUCUGAUAAAGAUUUAGUGCUUCGAACUAUUGCUGGUCUUGAUCAUUCCUUUUCAGUGGCAAAGCGCACUAUUCCUCAACGUGUUCCCUUCCCUACUUUCUUGGAAUUGCGAUCGCUACUGUUGAUUGAGGAAGCUAAUAUUUUGCAGGAAUCUUCAACUAGCUCAUUGAUGAAUGGCUCUUCUAGUUCCAGUCAAUUGUUGCAACUUACUCACCCUUCUGAUCUCCAGAUUCAUUAUGCUGCUCCUUUGCAACGAGGUCGUGGUUUUGGCCGAAAUAAUUCUUUUAGGGGAGGCCGGACUAAUCGAGGUCGGGGAUCUCGCGGAAGUGGUCGUACUGUGUGGAAUCAUCGCUCCAAUUUUUCUGGCCAUUCUUAUUCUGGUCGCGGCUUCGGCAAUGUUGCACAUGGUGCCUCUGAUUUUUCGACUGGUUAUUCUGGGACUCAUGGUGCUGGUUUUAAUGGGUCUUUGUUUGCAAAGUCUGAUGGUCAAGUGGCUGGGUUUCAUUCUGCCAAUAGUUCUACCCGUGCCUUACCCCCAUUACUGCCAACUCCGCCAACCCCUAUUGCUUGUCAAUGGUGUAACCGACUGGGCCAUCAAGCACGUGAUUGUUCUUUCUUAACUGCCAGACCUGCCUCUGCUUCCUCUGCACCCCAGUCACUAUAUGCAAAUUUAGUUCCUGCUCCUAUGGAUCCCAAUUGGUACUUUGACAGUGGAGCUCAAACCCAUGCUACCAACAAUCCUGGUAAAUUACUUCACUCCACUCCUUCCUCUUCCUCCAAUUUUAUUCAAGUUGGUAAUGGUCAGUUAUUGCCUGUUACUUCUCAUGGUAAUGCUUUUCUCUUUACUUCCAACUCUCAAUUUCGUCUUAAUAAUGUUUUGGUUGCUCCACAUCUUACCAAAAAUCUUGUUUCUGUUCGUCAGUUUACUCGUGAUAAUAAUUGUAGUGUUAACUUUGAUUCAUUUGGUUUUUCUAUUAAGGACAACAAGACGAAGAACGUCCUCCUUCGUUGCAAUAGUCCGGAUGGCUUGUAUUCAUUUUCUAGUGGUUCCUUCCCCAGUUAUCCUGCUGUCUAUUCUGUUUCGCAUUCUCCUGAUGUGUGGCAUUGUCGUCUUGGUCAUCCGGGCACCACUUCUAUUCAACACCUUGCUAGACGUGGUCUUCUUCCAAUUGAAAGAGUUACUUUGCCACCACGUUUAUGUCAUGCAUUCAAUUUGGUGCUAAGAUCAAAGCUUUGCCAUGUGAUAAUGGUCGUGAAUUUGAUAACUCUCAAUUUGCAUCCUACUUUAAUACUCAUGGAAUUCAUCUCCGUUCUUCGUGUCCCUCAACUCCCCAACAAAAUGGGAAAGCUGAGCGCAUGAAUAGAACAAUCAUGAACAUGGUUCGUUCUUUACUUUUUCAAGCAAACUUGC
Rubroshorea leprosula is the source of this 2153-nucleotide messenger RNA. NCBI's taxonomy places the organism in Eukaryota, Viridiplantae, Streptophyta, Magnoliopsida, Malvales, Dipterocarpaceae. The record is from the annotation of a GenBank genome assembly.